AUGGCGCAGAUAAAAUAUGAAAUUACGGAAGACAGUAUAGACGAGAUUAACACAAGCAUGCAGGGUCUCAUCGAGGAGGCUGACUGGUUGCUAAACAGCAUAGGAAAUUACUCGUCGCACAGCAUUACCAUCGACUUCGACAGCAGUAAUGCUAGCACCAGUCGAAGUAGUAUGAGCGCUGACAACGCCGAACCAGUACCAGAAACAGCACUGGAACCAGACACAAGAGCUGUUCCGGUAUCCGCGCCACCAAACUAUGAUGUUGGCAACGAUAGCUCCGGAAGCGAUACAACCAUAGUGUGCAACAACGAAGAACCCUCUCCAGGACCCUCGAAUCGGAACUCGUUGAUCAUCCUGGGAGAUAACAAUUCGCUUGAGCAGGAAGUAAUUGUAAUCGGUACGCCUACGAUUGAACGCCAACGCACACGUCGCGUACGUUCCAACAGAAUCGCACAAAAUCAUGACAGCUCCGUAAUCGAUUUAUCGAAUUACACGGAGAUGCGUCGCGAACUGCCAACGGUAUCCCCCAUCAUUAUCCUUUCAUCGGACGAGGAAAACGACGAAGUUGCACCAGCUGCAACAAUCCAACAACCAUCACGUCCGAUCACUAGGAGCUCUGUUGCAAUUAACAAUUUUGCCGUAUCCGUUCACAGUUCGCCUGCUCACUUCUCGACGACUCUUUCGGUUCGUCUUGGCAAUAGACAACAUGAACGCAAUCCGCACAACGGUACACAAUUUGGCAACAUUAAUCAUUCCUACGAAGUUGGUGAUAUCAGGGUGGGUGAACCAGUGCCGGCACCAAUUCUAAACUCUACACCACCCGCACCACCGUCACAACCAUCACCACAACAGAGAGCAACCAAAAGAAGAUCGCAUGCAGCCACCGAAGGGACCUCGAAUACAAUGAACAUCAUCUGUCCGAUCUGUUACGAAACGCUGGCAAAUCAGCGGGCCAUUUCGACUUCCUGCGGACAUGUUUUCUGUUCCAACUGCAUCCAGCUGUCUCUGCAAACUGCCAAAAAAUGUCCCAUCUGUAACAAAAAAUUGACCAAAGCUUCUCAGAUGCAUCCAGUCUAUUUUUCAACGGGAUGA
Anopheles marshallii is the source of this 1092-nucleotide messenger RNA. RefSeq lists its product as uncharacterized. Gene Ontology annotation, biological process: positive regulation of transcription by RNA polymerase II. Bases 1 to 1092 code for a protein of 363 amino acids. The record is from RefSeq and is a predicted model, not a curated record. Gene Ontology annotation, molecular function: transcription factor binding. The transcript has a single exon. Lineage: Eukaryota; Metazoa; Arthropoda; Insecta; Diptera; Culicidae.